Molecule: messenger RNA, 1338 nt
Organism: Argentina anserina (silverweed cinquefoil)
Lineage: Eukaryota; Viridiplantae; Streptophyta; Magnoliopsida; Rosales; Rosaceae
Exons: 5
Coding region: 32-1054 (340 amino acids)
Biological process (GO): regulation of DNA-templated transcription
Cellular component (GO): nucleus
Source: RefSeq, a predicted model, not a curated record
CCUUCAUUUCCUUUCUCCGACGACCCAAAAAAUGGCCGGCCGAAUUACCCGACUCCCCAAACCCACCGAUGGCGGCGAAAAAACCGCAGCCGUAGACAAUGCAACCGCAGAGGUCUCCGACUACGAGCAAAUCAGGGACCAAAGAAUCAAAGAGAACAAGGAGCGAAUGCAGAAGCUGGGCAUUUUCGACAUUUCCAACCACCUCAAGUCCAAACCCUCCGCCGCUUCCAAACGCCGCCGUGACCCUCCGUCGAAAGACCCUUCCGAUCAGACCAAUCCCAAACCCCCUCUCUCCCCAGCAAGACGCUCUUCCCGGUUGAAGACUCUGGCGCCGGUGAGCUAUGUGGAGCUUAGGCCCAAAGGGAAGAAGGAGAAGUCAUGGAAUUGUGAGAUUAACAUAAGGGAGGGGACAAGGCCGGAGAUUUAUAGUGAUGAAGAUAUGAAGCUGUUGGGGGACUGUAAGGAGACUUGGGAGCUCUCGGUUGAUGGCUAUGGAGAAGACCGGAAGCGGAUUUAUGAUCCGGUUAAGGGCGAAACUUGCCACCAAUGCAGGCAGAAAACUCUUGGUAAGCAUACACAUUGCUGCAAAUGUGACUUGGUUCAAGGGCAGUUUUGCGGAGAUUGCUUAUACAUGAGAUAUGGAGAAAAUGUGAUUGAAGCCAACAAGAAUCCUGAUUGGGUUUGCCCUGUUUGUCGGGGUAUUUGCAACUGCAGUCUUUGCCGUAAAGAAAAAGGUUGGGAGCCCACUGGUAAUCUGUAUAGGAAGGUCAUAAAUCUGGGGUACAAGUCUGUGGCACAUUAUCUUAUUCAAACUCGCCGUUCCCAGCCAAAAUCAGAAACCACAGGUGCAGAUGGAUCAGUCCAUCAUGAUACGAAACAAGAAACAGAAGAGGAACAAUUAGCAGGGGAAGAAGAAAUAGUAGAGGUUCAGCAUGUUGAUACCAAAGAUAUGGGUAACAUAGACGAAACUGGUCCUGGAGCUGCUGAGGAUUCUGUUGAAGGUGAGACAAGGGGAAAGUCGAGAAGGAGGAGCACAAGGUUGAGGAAGAACUAAACAGUUCCGGAUCAUAGAUCGACUGAUAUGAAGCCUGUUACAAAUAUUUAUUAAUUAACUAGCUAGUGAAAGUUUGACAUGAAUCAAAUCGUUCAGCCCCAAACACAUUUUGUGCACAAUUAUUCCUUUCUGUCAGGGGGAACAACGCAGGCAGUGCAGCUAUAGUUUUUGCAGAGUAAAUGUCACCUUGUAUUGUAAUUGUAUUCAUGAAAAUAUGACCAUCAUCGGCAAUCUAUAGUCUUUUGGGUGGCAAAUGAAAAGAAACAGGUAUUUUCUAUAUUUUU